Molecule: messenger RNA, 942 nt
Organism: Lolium perenne
Lineage: Eukaryota; Viridiplantae; Streptophyta; Magnoliopsida; Poales; Poaceae
Source: RefSeq, a predicted model, not a curated record
AUGUCAUUCGCAGGCGUAUCCCUGAUCCGCGACGGCAGGCUAUGGCCAUCUGCGUCCGCCACUGACGAUGCCGCCGCCGCCAGUGGGUACCACUUGCUCGUGGUCGAAGGCUACUCGCGCACCAAGGCCGACGUCCUGAAUGGCAAUUACAUCGAGUCUCGCUGUUUCAGAGUUGGAGGGUAUCUCUGGACUGUCCGGUACUACCCGAACGGCUUGUGGACGAGCCACGCCGACUUUAUCUCCGCUGGUCUCUUUAUAAGGAGGGAUGACUUCGAGGAUUCAGAACAUCUCAAGGAUGACAGUUUCACCAUCAGGUGCGAUGUUGUCGUCAUCAAGGACGUCGACGCCAAGGCCACGGCUUCACCGUUCGUCACGGUGCCGCCGCCUGACAUGCAGCGGCACUUCGCGGACCUCCUGGCGUCCAAGGAAGGCGCGGAUGUGACGUUCAACGUCGGUGGAGAGAAAUUAUCUGCACACCGGUGCGUCCUCGCGGCCCGGUCUAGAGUCUUCAAGGCUGAGCUUUUUGGCCCGAUGAAGGAGGGCAAAGUGACUGCAGGCGUCAUAUAUGUGAAGGACAUGGAGUCUCAAGUUUUCAGGGCAAUGCUUGCGUUCAUUUAUACCGACUCGGAGCCAGAGCUAGAGAAGGGAGAUGAUGAAGAUGUGAUUUGGCGGCAGCUGCUUGUUGCGGCCGAUAGGUAUGAUCUCCAGCGGCUGAAGCUCGUGUGUGAAGAUAAGCUGUGCGGGUUCAUCAAUGUGAACACCACGACGGCCAUCCUGGCUCUAGCUGAGCGCCAUGGUUGUGAUGGGCUGAAGAAGGCGUGCUACCAUUUUCUGGCCACUCCAGGAAAUGUUAAGGCUGUCGUGGCCACUGAUGGCUUCGACCAUCUGAUCAGCAGCUCCCCAUCUGUUGUCAAGGAGUUGAUGGCCAUGCUUGCUCCUUAG